AUGCUGACUCACACGCAACCCAUCCAACACCGUCGAGAUGAAAAUCAAUUCAACCCGUAUGACAAUAACGAGGGCACCAGCCUUGCACUCAAAGGAAAAGA
Molecule: messenger RNA, 101 nt
Organism: Entamoeba invadens IP1
Lineage: Eukaryota; Evosea; Mastigamoebida; Endamoebidae
Exons: 2
Source: RefSeq, a predicted model, not a curated record